This is a messenger RNA of Hordeum vulgare subsp. vulgare (domesticated barley), 2145 nucleotides long. RefSeq names its product protein trichome birefringence-like 33. Lineage: Eukaryota; Viridiplantae; Streptophyta; Magnoliopsida; Poales; Poaceae. Gene Ontology annotation, molecular function: O-acetyltransferase activity. The coding region runs from base 368 to 1756 and encodes 462 amino acids. The transcript is spliced from 5 exons. The record is from RefSeq and is a predicted model, not a curated record. Gene Ontology annotation, cellular component: Golgi apparatus.
UCAAUCCUACUCCACUUCCUUCUCGCCAAAGUUGGCAGCCCCCCCAAACCCGAAAGCGAGCUGCGUCCCAGUUGCCCUCCAAACUCCAUCCAAGCUUCACCUCCUCCCCUCAACAAAGCCAAAGCCAAAGCCAAAGCCAAAGCCAAGAACAGCAGCUCUUUUCCCUCCCCCCCCCCGGCACCCCCAGAUCCCAGCCGCCACGCGCCCCAGCAGAUUCCUCCACAAGCCAGAUCGGAUCGCCCCGCCCCCACGGGCGAAUCUCCAUUGCAUCCGUCGGUGCCAAGUUCGGAUGCCGGCGGCGGCAAAUCUAGUCUAGCCUAGCUUAACUAGCAGGCAGCAAGAUCGGGCCGAGACGAGGGCCACGAGGAUGAUGAAGCCGCAGCACGGCGCGGCCGGCGGCGGGCACGGGAGGCGGACCCCGUUCCUGACCUCGUACGCGCUCACGCUCGCCUUCAUCACCUUCGUCUCCGUGCUCUACUUCAAGGACUUCUCCUCCACGCUCCACCAGCCCUUCCUCCACCACCCGCCGCCCCGCCGCCCCCACCACCCCAGGCCCCAUCCCCAUCCCCACGGCGGCGGCAAGGUUGGAGUUGGACCGGUGGUGGUGGAGAAGAAGGCCGCCGCCGCCGCGGAGCGGAGCUCUACCAUCCAGCCGCGGGGUCGCUCGGCGGCGGCGGCGGUGUCGCUGCCGUUCGCGGUGGGGCGUGCGGCGGCGGGGUGCGACGUGUCCCGGGGCGAGUGGGUGUACGACGAGGCGGCGCGGCCGCUGUACCAGGAGGAGGAGUGCCCCUACAUCCAGCCGCAGCUGACCUGCAAGGCGCACGGCCGCCCCGACACCGCCUACCGCCACUGGCGGUGGCAGCCCCGCGGCUGCGACCUCCCAAGCUUCAAUGCAACUCUGAUGCUGGAGAUGCUGCGGGGCAAGCGCAUGCUGUUUGUUGGGGAUUCUCUCAACCGUGGGCAGUACGUGUCGUUGGUCUGCCUCCUGCACCGGGCUAUUCCCGAGAGCUCCAAGUCCAUGGAAACAUUUGACUCACUCACAGUUUUCAGAGCAAAGGACUACAAUGCCACGAUUGAGUUCUAUUGGGCCCCCUUUCUAGCUGAAUCAAAUUCCGACGAUGCUGUUGUUCACCGUGUCACGGAUAGAAUAGUAAGGGGCACAGCCAUUGAAAAGCACGCCAAGUUUUGGACAGGAGCUGACGUUGUGGUAUUCAAUACCUACCUUUGGUGGAUGACCGGACAAAAGAUGAAAAUUCUGCAAAAUUCCUUUGAAGAUAAGAACAAGAACAUCAAAGAAAUGGAAACAGAGGAUGCCUAUGGCAUGGUACUGAAUGCCGUGGCGAAAUGGGUCGAGAACAACAUGGACCCCAAAAGUUCCAGAGCAUUUUUUGUCACUAUGUCACCUACUCAUACUCAGAGCAAAGAUUGGGGCGACAAUUCUGGUGGAAACUGCUACAACCAAACAACCCCAAUCAAAGAUUUGUCUUACUGGGGACCAGGCACUAGCAAGGGCCUGAUGCGGGUUAUCGGAGAAGUGUUCAGCGCAUCCAAGGUCCCCGUUGGGGUCGUCAACAUCACACAGCUGUCUGAGUACCGCAAAGACGCACAUACCCAGAUAUACAAGAAGCAAUGGAAUCCGCUGACCCCGGAGCAGAUUGCGAACCCUAAGAGCUACGCGGACUGCACCCAUUGGUGCCUCCCAGGACUCCAGGACACCUGGAACGAGCUGCUCUACGCGAAGCUCUUCUUUCCCUGAGCAUUAGGAAGAACCUUUGGUCCGGAGAAUCAACGCCCGUAUCCGGCACACAAGAGCUGAUCACCCCUUUGACUGAAAGAGGUCCAGGACAAACACCUGGCCCAAGUAAGUUCCUAGGAGUAUAGUAUAUAUCAUCUGGGAAGGGUCUGAUCUGCCGAAGAAGGGUUAGUGUAGCUAACAUCGUACAGGUUGCAACACUCUGAGGAGUGGAGAAUAUAUACGCGGUGCGUGGUGCGCGAGCUGAGGUUUUGUGGUUGCCUGUUGAAAUGGCCAAUUGCUGAUAAUGUACCACAUUCCUCUUUCACUGUUGAUGCGUCUAAGUGGCAUGAUUUGUAAGCAUAAGCAUGAUUCUUUUAUUCAACAUGAAUGCCAAAUUCUGGUCACCUAUA